Messenger RNA from Cylicostephanus goldi, 282 nucleotides. The record is from the annotation of a GenBank genome assembly. NCBI's taxonomy places the organism in Eukaryota, Metazoa, Nematoda, Chromadorea, Rhabditida, Strongylidae.
AUGAAGAUUAAUGCCGACAGAGUCUGGCGCAGAAUGAUUCUGUCCAAAUUUUCUGAAAACAUUUGCGCAACCGUCUACAGAAGAAAGUACAUGGUGAUCACUUCGAUGUUACGGAUAUUCUCGAUGAUCAACGAUGGACUCUUUCCAACCACUUUCCGAUCAAGCAACUACCAGGACACCAGUGUUGACUAUCCGGAAUGGGAGGCAAAAAGAGGAAGUGUUGAGCAGUCUCCAUCGCCUGCUAGUGGCAAUCAUCAUCUGCAAAUCGCUGAUAUGCAGUAG